This is a messenger RNA of Entamoeba invadens IP1, 609 nucleotides long. RefSeq lists its product as hypothetical. Gene Ontology annotation, molecular function: GTPase activity; GTP binding. Lineage: Eukaryota; Evosea; Mastigamoebida; Endamoebidae. The transcript is spliced from 3 exons. The record is from RefSeq and is a predicted model, not a curated record. The coding region runs from base 1 to 609 and encodes 202 amino acids.
AUGUCUAAGAACUCAACAUACAACCCACCAAUGAAAAUGAUUACUUUAGGUGACUCUGGUGUUGGGAAGACGUGCAUUUUGAGUCGAUUUGUGAAUGGAGUUUUUGAUAAUAAAAUAGUCGCGACCACUGGUGUAGAUGCCUUUAGUAAAAAAGUAACUGUCGACCAAAUUACUUACAGUGUCCAAGUGUACGACACAAUGGGACAAGAGAAGUUCAGGAGUGGGAUAGACAGUUAUUACAGAGGGUGUAAUGGGGCCUUGUUUGUGUAUGACAUCACCAUGCCGUCGUCAUUCAAAGCCGUCGAAGAGUGGGUGAAUACUAUGAAGCAAAAAGGAGACGCCACCACUUCAUUUGUUCUUGUUGGGAACAAAGAGGACUUAGCCACAAACAGAAUGGUAAGCAUCGAAGAAGGCCAAGAACUCGCCAAAAAAAUCGGAUGUCCAUACAUCGAGUGCUCCGCACUCACUGGAACAAAAAUCGAAGACAUCUUCACGACUCUUAUUAGAGACGCCGCACCGAAUAUGGAAAAGGCCGACGCACAACUUAAGAAACUUCGAGUCUCAAUAUCUCAGACAAAAACGACUUCGGAAGGGUCUUCUUGCUGCUAA